Messenger RNA from Silurus meridionalis, 1422 nucleotides. It is a transcript of the gene thap4, whose product is annotated as THAP domain containing 4. The record is from RefSeq and is a predicted model, not a curated record. The transcript is spliced from 5 exons. Lineage: Eukaryota; Metazoa; Chordata; Actinopteri; Siluriformes; Siluridae. Bases 314 to 826 code for a protein of 170 amino acids.
AGGAUUCAGGCUGUUUAUGCGCAAUACCGUAAACGAAAAACAUUAUUUUUAACAUAUUGUUCAGCCAUUUUAAAAUUAAUUUAAUGUUUGGCCUCUUUCAUGCGAUUCAGUCUUGUGUCAUGAUAAUCGUGGUGACUACGUUUCCCAGAGUUCCACGCGCGAAAGUGGGCGUGAACUUCCGGUAUAUGUUGCGAGGUAGCUUGUUAGCUAAACAAUCAUCACGAAGGCGGUUUAUUUUACUUAUUUUUAUUUUAGAUUUAUAAAUCGAGUCGUUUGGUCGGAUUUUAAUCAAACUUUGUGAAAUUGGAUCAGAAUGUCGGAUGCAUUGAGUCAAACCGCGGUGGACUUGAACCCGGCCAUGCGCCCGCUGGACUGGCUCCUGGGGACGUGGGAAUCUGAGGAGCCCGGUCAAGGCUCCUUUCCCACCAUCUCACCUUUCCUCUACAACGAGACGCUGCAUUUCACUCAUGUGGGACAACCGGUCAUCAACAUCACGUUUAACGCUUUACACGCCGAGACCAAUAAGCCGCUGCACAGAGAGAGCGGAUUCAUCCGGAUUCAACCGGGGACCAACAACGUUGCCUUCAUCAUCGCGCAGAACUCAGGACUCGUAGAGAUUGAGGAAGGUGAGCUGGACGGACAGAAACUCACUCUGCAAAGUCGAGCUUUAGCCAGGACGUCUUUCGCCAAAAAGCCCCACGUCCAGCAGAUCACCAGGGUCCUCCAUCUCAGAUCAGACGGGAGACUGGAGCAGAAGGUGUUCAUGGCGCUGGAGAACCAGCCUCUGACCCAGCACUUACACAUCACCUACCGCCGAACUUCCUAAUGCCACACACACACACACACACACACACUUAUCCUCAACUCACUAAAAAGCGACAAUGCACUGAAACGUUCACUUUAUUUAUAAUCAGAAAAACAAUUAGGAAAGGCCACGCCCCCUAAUUUGUCACUCAUUAGCAUAAAUGUAGGCUUAGCAUAUAUGGGAAAAUGGUGUUUAGGGUGAUUAUUAGGACGUUUGAAUCGAUUUAACACGCUAAACAUGAGAGAGAUGGAGAGAGAGAGCGAGAGAGAGAGCGAGCGAGAGAGAGAGAUGGAUGCGUUUGGGAUUCUGUACAAAUCUGCCACAAACCAGUUCAAAAAUAUAAAGCUGGAUUAUGAAGUUUAUUUGAUUAAUAUAAAAUGAUUCACUUGAACAGGAAAAAGUUUGUGGAUUAAAAAUCAAUACUUUCAUUUAUAAUCUGAUCCUUUUUUAUUUUUAAAUAAAUACGGGUUUAAUCUGAAAAACACUUAAAAGGCUAAUGGGUCUAAAAUAUAAUGAGAAGAUACUGUAGAUUAGAAUAUAAAUGUAAACAUGCUACUGAUCUUCCUCAUGUUUACAGCGUCAUGAUGUCUAAUAAAAACCAAUCAAAUGUUUCGCAA